CGCUACAACCCGCUGAAGGCUAAAUCAUUCAUAUCGGAAGACUAGUGCGGAUCUCUUUCUCACCCGGAAGUCUGUGAAUGACUCUUCCGGAUUUGUCAGCAAAAGAACCGGAUGCCUCAAGAAAAGAUCGGAACUCUCAGAAGCGGACAAUAGAGCAGUUGCUGGGAUGGGAUCAACAAUUGAAGAAUGAAAAGAUCAUCAAGAAGUGCUUGGGACUGCCAGUCAACCGCAGCUGUGAACAAAUCUUGGUUGAUGACUGGGUAUGGCAAAGGAACUAUGAAGACUUGCAUCUGGAACACUUGGCCACCACACCAAUUUCAGAAUUUGAAGUGAAUGAUGAAGAUCUUUCAGUCUACAAGCCGAUCUUCUCAAAAGCCAUAGAAGAUCAGAUGAUUCCAACUUUUGAAGCACAGGCUGAUUUGGAAGAAACAGCUGAGGAUUUCCCAAUCUUUCCGGAAACCUCACCUGCCUUUUUAACGGUUCUACCUGAAGCUGACCAAGAGAAUACAGCCUCUACUCCACUAGAACAGAACCAAGAAGCAUCAGAAGAAGAAAUUCAGCAACCUCUCAAAUCUCAAGUCCUUGAGAUUCGCACAACUCCUUUCCAAGAGGAGCAAGCUGUAGAAAUCCAAAGGAAUUCUACAGAAGCUGAAAAGCAAGUUCAAAUGGCAACACUGGAGGCCCCUGAAACUCUAGUAGCUGUUUUUGAAGAGCAGAAUGAAGGUGAAGAAAGAGACUCCCUCUCUAGGGAUAUAUCAAAUUUCAUACUUGAUGAAGCAGAGGAAGAAUCUAAAAGGACGCUGAGGAUCAAUGAUGAAGAAGAUGUGCAAGAAGAUGCUGAAUCUUUUCCUAUGCAACUCUUCCAAAGAACAUCCUCUUCUCAUCAGGUAACCAACUUUCAUUUCCAUAGCUCUUCCAUUCCUGCACUUCCGGAUGAAGUACCGGAAACCUGGACAAAGAAGGUCCAAGGGUUGAUUGAAUCAGCCCUAACAUCCCAGCAUGCCUCCUUUAGGCAAGAGAUAGAGCAAAUGGAAGCCAAGCACAACAAGCUGAUUGAGAAAUCUGAAGAGAAACACAGCUCAGAUCUCAAGGAGAUAAGCAAGACAGUGCACAAGACUCUAGAGAUCAUCUCUCUAUUGAGUAACUCUGUGAGCGACACAAUGGAGACAUAUGCAUCUGACAGUUAUCUUCAACUCAAAGAAGUCAAUAAAAUCAGAGAGCAAAUAGCAAAUGUCACAGUUAGUCUACAGAAGCAUAUGUCCCUUCUCCAAAUGGACAUCAGAUCAGCCCUAGCAGUGUCUUCAGCAAAUCAGGUAGUAACCAAAGACUACUUGAAGGUUAUUAUUGACAAUCAGAAGGAAGCACACAGACUGUUCAGACACUUUAGCACAAGCUCUGGCAACCGCAAGAUGGAAGUGAUUCUUCAACAACACAGUCCAUCCUUGAUUCCAGAGCUCCCUAUUGCAGGAGAAGUCUCUUAUAUUCCUUCGCAUCUGAACAUGACUGACCUGAUCCUCGAAGCUCAGAGAAAUAAUCCGGAGAACUCAGCACAACAUCUAUCUAGCUCAGGACUGGAUGGAACAUAGGCUGUUGGAACCAUUGUCUCCCAUUUCUCAAAUGAUGCCCAAACAGAGGAGAGACGCAACAACAUAAGGCACAUUAAAGAACUGUUUGGAAACAUGCAAGGCAUUAAGCCAAUACUGUGGCCAGCUUUAUAAGUGCCUAUACGGGUCACACACUUUGGACAAUUUAAGGAGUAGGAUUAAACAAUGGGAUAAUAA
This is a messenger RNA of Cuscuta campestris, 1781 nucleotides long. The record is from the annotation of a GenBank genome assembly. Lineage: Eukaryota; Viridiplantae; Streptophyta; Magnoliopsida; Solanales; Convolvulaceae.